Messenger RNA from Drosophila innubila, 5439 nucleotides. RefSeq lists its product as uncharacterized. The transcript has 12 exons. Gene Ontology annotation, cellular component: cytoskeleton. The coding region runs from base 1 to 5439 and encodes 1812 amino acids. The record is from RefSeq and is a predicted model, not a curated record. NCBI's taxonomy places the organism in Eukaryota, Metazoa, Arthropoda, Insecta, Diptera, Drosophilidae.
AUGUCUGACGAAGUGCCUUUGGGUCGUUUAUCGCAAAUUUUUGAUACGCUUACCAACAUACAGCAACAACAACAACAUCAGCAACAACAACAACAUCUGCAGCAGCAGCAACAGCAGCUGCAACAGGCUGCGUCGACGGCGGCAGAGCAGCGUCGUCGUUCAGCUUCAUCAUCGCCAUCGCCGUCGGCGAGUGCCUCAGCCUCCACAUCGGGUCGUGCCACGCCCGCUGCAACGCUGGGUGUGGCUGCCACACAGACACUCUACUACACACACACGCACAACUACUUUCUACGACCACAAGAUGGCGCCAGUUACCUGCACACAUUUCCAGCGGCCACCGCUCAACAUGCCUCACACUAUUAUCAGCAGCAACAUCAUCAGUUGCAACUGCAACAUCAACAUCAGCAAUUGCAACAGCCGCCCUCAUUGCCGAUACAUUUGCCCGGUCGUCUGUCUGGUUCUGGGUCCGGCUCGGGUUCAGCGUCCGGUCCCGGAUCGGGCACACAAUCGUUGCAUGCCUCGCCGUUGCUGGCGAAGCGAGCCACAUCGUUCAGCGGUCAGAUGCCGUUGUCACGUGCCGCACAGUUGCAUGAGGUGCGUCUGGUGGCCGCCUCGACUCCAAAUAGUCCACGUCUAAUGCCACGUCGCGUGCCACGCCCACCUCCCAUACCGGCUAAGCCGUCGAAGGAGCUGCAAAAUCCACAGCAAACUACAUUAGCUGAUUCUUCGCAGAUGCAGACGACUCUCAAUCCCGUCUUGGCCGCAUUGGAUGCACCCGAUGCACCCUGGCCACAUUUCUCCACCCUCACCGAGCACUUGGAUGUACAUCAGUUGAACAACUACGGACAGGCACUGCCAGAAGUCAACUGGCAGGAGCGUUGCCUGGAGCUGCAGUUGGAAUUGCAUCGUUCCAAGAAUCAGGCAGGUCGUAUACGUGAUAUGCUGCGUGAAAAGUUAACGGAACUCGAGCAGCGCGUCAUCGAAGCGGAAGAACGCGCCGAGGAAGCUGAAGAUAAGGUGCGUGCUAUGGAGCAGCGGCUGAGUGAAUGGCCAAAGCCCCAAGCACAACAACAACAGCAACAACUACAACAUAGUCAGCACUCGCAGCAGAGCACUGCGACCAGUUCUCCCAUACAUCAACAACAACAACAAGCAGUUGCCGCAGCUGCAUUGGCGGCAGCCUGUCAGCAGAGUGUACUUGCCACAAGCAGCGGCAGCAGCGUUGCAACUGGCGUUGGGGCAGGCAACGAGACAACGGAGAAGACAAUUACCUCGUUGGAGAUUCAGGUGGAGGAGCAACGUCAGCUGCGCUUACACGACGCUCGACAGAUCGAAGCAAAGGCGGCCAAGAUCAAGGAGUGGGUCAAUAAUAAGCUCAGGGAUCUCGAGGAGCAGAAUCAAUUGCUGCGUGAACAGAAUAUCAAGUGUAAUCAGCAGCUGGAGCUGCUCAAGAAUCACAUUGCCAAUCAAUCGCAACGACACAGCAUUGUUGGUCCGGUGAGGAACAGUUUGAGCUUGGAUGUGCAGGAUUUUGCAAGUACGCCGGAGACACGACGACGUAGUGAGAGUCUUGAUCCGCAGGAGAUUAUCAGUCGACCGUUGACCAGUUCAUAUCCGCAUCAUCAGCAUCGACGCAAUCUCUCAAUGGAGCCGCAGGAGCUGGAACGCAAUCUCGUUGCCGCUGUCGAUGGCCUAACACUCGCUCCACUCUCGAGCAUCUCCAGCAAGGCAUCGCAGUCGGCGGCGUCAGCGGGUGUCACACGUCCGGAUAGCUCCGAUACGGAUACGGCCCAUGAUUAUGCCGAAAUCUAUACGCCGUCUUGCGAGAAGUUGCCCGCCUGGAUGAAGAAUAAUCCGGCAUUGAUGGCCAGCGGUGGAAAUUCCAGCACCACCACAACCACCACAAGUGAAUUGGGAGUGCCCAGACCGCCCACACCGCCGCUGCAUCGUUUCCCCAGUUGGGAGGCCAAGAUCUAUCAGGUGGCCAAUGAUGGACUCGCCGGAACUGGAACGGGUACUGGAACCGGAGCUGGUACCGGAACUGGUACCGGCACAAGCACCGCUGAGAGCACUGGGAGCAAUGAACCCACGCCGGAUGUGCAGGAGCACAGUUUGACCUUGUCAAAUGGCAGGUCACGACAUCCGCAUGAUGGCAAUGGCACGCUGGGCAGCAUCGGUACUCCGGGAACUCCUCAGCCGCCGACGCGUCAGCAACAAACCGCCAGCGGCGGCUUCUGUGAUAUAUCCGUGCCCGUCUAUGCCACGGUCAAGGGGCGUGCCUCCCAAAUACGCUCGAUGCCCUUCACGGGCGACUCCAGUGAUGAUUCCAGCGAUGGCGAGGAUCAUGCCGUCAUGCUGACCCACAACUCGCACAAUUCAUCCAGCACGGACAACACGGAGACCUCGACAUCUGGCAGCGCCUCGAGUCCCUCAAAAAGUCUCAAGACCUCAUCGAGUUUGAGCCCCGCCAAGCGCAGUGGCUCCGAGAGCCCCAAAAAUGCCAAAGCGCGUGGCCUCUCCGACGAUUACGCCCUGCCCCCCGACGCAGUCUCCGAAUCGACAUGCAUGGACGCCUCGAUGCCAUCGCUUUUAAUGCGUCAAUCCUACGUAGAUUCUCCGAGCAAGAAGCUCGAGUCGCUCGAAAAGAUGGGUCACCUGGCCAAGCUUGGUGGCAAACUAAAGACCUGGCGUAAGCGGUGGUUUGUCCUGAAGAACGGCAGCCUCAACUAUUGGAAGAGUCAGCAUGAUGUGCAACGCAAGCCGCAGGGUCAGAUCCAGUUGGACGAGGCCUGUCGCAUUAGUCGGGCGGAAGGUGCCUCCACCUUUGAGAUAGACACCGGAAAGAAGGUCUACUACUUAACCGCCGACUCGCAUGCCACCAUGGAUGAUUGGAUACGUGUCCUUCAAAACGUGCAACGUCGCAAUGCAACCAAAUUGUUGCUCAGUCGAGAUGAUCAGAAGCCCACGGUGCAGGGAUGGGUGACCAAGGUGAAAAAUGGACAUGCCAAGAAGUGUUGGUGUGUGCUCCUAGGAAAAAUGUUCCUCUACUUCAAGGCGCCCGCCGAGACAAAUCCACUGGGACAGAUCAACAUGCGAGAUGCUCGUGUGGAGGAAGUGGAGCAUGUUUCCGAUUCCGACUCAGAGGAACGUGAAGAUGCUGCUCAGGAUCAAGCCCGUCUAACAGUGGCCAUCUAUCCGGCACAUCAGGGUCCCACAUAUCUGAUUCUAUCCGGUAAACCAGAGCGCGAUAAUUGGCUCUAUCAUCUGACUGUUGUGUCGGGAGGGGGACCAAGUGCGGGCACACAGUAUGAGCAACUGGUGCAGAAGCUUAUGGAAACCGACGGAGAUCCAAACUGUGUACUCUGGCGCCAUCCCAUAUUACUACACACCAAAGAUACGAUCGCAUCGCCCUUAUCCUCCAUGCAUACGGAGUCCAUGCAGCCGGAGGCCAUUAAGCUAUUCAAGAGCAUUCAGCUGUUCAUGUCGGUUGCGGUUAAUCAACCAGGAAUCGAUUACCAUGUGGUUCUCGCUCAGAACGCUUUGCAACACUGUCUGGACAUGCCGGAACUACAGACCGAAAUGAUCUGUAUAUUGAUCAAGCAAACCUCCCGACAUAUGGGCCAGAAACUAAGUGUCGGUGUCCAGGUAAACAAGAAACUGGGCAAGCAAACGCGCCAACUACUAUUGUGCGCCACCCAAAGCCUGUUCACCUGUGAUACCCAACAGGCUGGACAAGCUCAAGCCAACGGCAGUUCGCCCACAUCGAUACAGGCGCCUGUGACCACGCCCAUUAUCGAUUGCAAGUCAAAUCCGCCCGCUUACAGCUUUGUCCAGGGCUGGCAACUCCUCGCCCUGGCCGUCUCCCUCUUUGUACCCAAAUCGAGUCGACUCCUUUGGUAUCUCAAGCUUCAUUUGUCCCGCAAUGCGGACACUAAAACAGAGACUGGCAAAUACGCGGCAUACUGUGAGCGUGCCCUGGAGCGAACUCUGAAGAAUGGGGGACGUGAAACGAAGCCGUCGCGCAUGGAGGUGCUAUCGAUAUUACUGAAGAAUCCAUAUCAUCACUCCCUACCGCAUGCAAUACCCGUGCACAUGAUGAACACCACCUACCAAGUGGUUUCCUUCGACGGCUCCACGACCAUCGAGGAAUUUCAGACUACGCUGGCCCAGGAACUGGGCACACGUGAUGCCACCAAUGGAUUUUGUCUAUUUAGCGAUGAUCCGAUUGAAAAGGAUCUGGAGCACUAUUUAGAACCAUUGGCCAAGCUCUGUGAUGUGAUUAGCAAGUGGGAGACGGCACUGCGGGAGAAGGGUUCCGGAAAGUUUGAGAACUCACGCGUCAUCCAGCUGAGCUACAAGAAUCGUCUUUACUGGAAGCACACCAUCAAAUGCGAGACAGACAAGGAGCGAUUGUUACUGUGCUAUCAGACGAAUGCACAGAUUGUCCAGGGACGCUUCCCACUCUCCCGUGAGUUGGCUCUGGAGUUGGCCUCGUUGAUGUCCCAGAUCGACAUGGGCGAUUAUUCGCAUGAGAAGUCCCGAGAUGUGGGCCUCAAGGCGUUGGACAAGUUCUAUCCGUAUCGCUAUCGGGAUGCCUUGGGUGCUGAGCAGCUUAAGGACGUCCAGGAGCUGCUCAUCUCCAAGUGGACGCUGCUCAAGGGACGCUCCACGCUGGACUGCGUACGCAUCUAUCUGACCUGCUGUCGCAAGUGGCCCUACUUCGGCGCCUGCCUCUUCCAGGCCAAGCCACGCCAGUGUGAGCCACAUGCAGCUACCGGCACACCCGUCGCCUGGCUGGCCGUCGCCGAGGAUGCGCUCAACGUGCUCGAGCUGUCCACAAUGGCGCCGGUGGCUCGUUAUCCCUACAGCACGGUGAUGACCUUUGGCGGCUGCCAGGACGACUUUAUGUUGGUUGUCUCCCAUGAUGAUGGCACCUUAGCCGGUGGCUGCGAGCAGAAACUUCUGUUUGCCAUGAGCAAGCCCAAGAUCUUGGAGAUAACCCUGCUCAUCGCGGACUACAUGAAUGCGUUGGGUCACACGGUGCCGGGUACACCACAGAUGAACUCCCUCACCCGGAAUGGAUCACAUCGUUCGCUGCGCACCUCGCAGCGACCAGCUGGUGGUGGAGUCGGGGGACUCACGGCUGUCGGCGCUGCCAGCAGCAUCACCGGCUUCUCCACAAAUGCCACCACGACGGCUCACAACACACUCAACUCGCAUGCCACCCACACGUUGAAUUCAACACACUCGCACACGCUGAGCAGCUCACAUCAUGGCGGUGGUGCCGGUGGUGGUGGUGGUGGCGGUGGUGGCAGUCAUCAGGGUACGCUCAAUUCACAGAAUGCCGGUCUCCAUCAUCAUCAUCACCAUCAUCAGGUGGCGCAUCCACAUCAGCCAGACAUACUCAAGAGCACACCCGAUCAUCAGCGGAUCAAGUGA